GUCCUCCCCAUUCAUAAAAAUGGAACCUCCGCAUUCAGCCCUCCCGAGUCGCUCAGCCCUCCCAUUCACAAAACAGAGCCGAGGCAUGCGCAGUGCCGUCCUUCUCCUCUCCUCUACCCUCCCAUUCAUAAAAUCUCUCCUCCCCCCCCCUCCUCCCCCCCUCCUCCCCCUCAGUGGUUUCAACAUCAGAUCCAAAGCUCUGCGUCCACAACCGCAGUCUCCGUUUACGCUGCAGCGAGUGGAGCUUUCAGGAGAUCUCAAGAAACCCUCAGACCGUCCCCCUCCCCGUUUGGACUUAUUCUAACAUCUGUGGACCUUUACUCUGUGCCUGGACUAUAACCUGCGCGCAGCCGUGGUGCGCAACGAAGAGAUGAGAGUUUUAUCCUGAAACCACUCUGCUAAAUGCUGCUUUAGAGUGAAGACGUGCGAGGCACAAGCCUACACAUGGAGUCCAGGGUUCCCCACCACAUCCCCGGAGUGUCCUCCUCCCUCAUAUCCCAGCCUCUGCUGGACAGUCGAGUGCCCUACGGCCGCCUGCAGCACCCUCUCACCAUCUACCCCAUCGACCAGAUCAAGUCCUCGCAUGUGGAGAAUGACUACAUCGACAGCCCCGCCGUCGUCUCCCAGCAGCCCCCGAGCCAGAAGUCUGCCAACCGAAGGAUCACCUGGCUGGGUCAGAAUCAAGAGGCCUUCCUGGGGGCGAACCACAACCACCAUCACAAUCAUCAACACCAGCACCACCAACAGGGCCGGUGUGAGCCCCACCCUCACCAGGACACCACCACCCAUCCCUGGAUCUCCUUCAGCGGGAGGCCCAGCUCUAUCAGCAGCAGCAGCAGUACCUCGUCUGAUCAGAGGCUGCUGGACCACGCUGCGCCCAACCCGACUGUGGACCACCACCCGACCCUGCAGCCCCACCAGGGCACCGUGAACACAAUCACCACCCAAACACCGGGCUGCUUUCCUUCUUCAGAAUCUAAAGUCCUCACCUCCUCCACGUCUCUCUCCUCCAAAUCUCUGGACCUCAAGUCUGCAAAGACGCCCGCAGGAGGCAUGUGCGCCACCGGAGGCCAGCAGGGGUCGGCGCUGAUCCCUUCCUCCCCGGCCGAGAAGAAGCACCUCCUUCUCUGCGAGCACUGCGGGAAGUGCCGAUGCACGGAGUGUACGCUCCCCCGAACCCUACCCUCCUGCUGGGUCUGCAACCAGGAGUGCCUGUGCUCUGCUCAGAGCCUGGUGGAUACAGCCACCUGCAUGUGCCUGGUCAAAGGGAUCUUCUACCACUGCACGGAGGACGAGGACGACGAGGGCUCCUGCGCCGACAAGCCGUGCUCGUGCUCCCAGGCCAACUGCUGCGCGCGCUGGUCCUUCAUGGCCGCCCUCUCUGUGGUCCUGCCGUGCCUGGUGUGCUACCUGCCGGCUACCGGUCUGGCUAAACUGGGACAGAAGUGUUACGACAAUGUUAGUCGGCCCGGCUGCCGCUGCAAGAACUCGCAGGCCGGCGUGAGCGUCCCCGUGUGUAAAAAUGGCGGCGUGGAGGCAAAAGUUGGGACGCUUGAGAAGCAGCAGCAGCAGGGGUCAUGAUACUGGACCAGACUGGCUAACAGUGGCCUUGCUUAGAAUGCGGACUGGACCUCGCAGUACUUGCUUGCUCUCUAUGGAUUGGACAAUCCAACAACAACAACAGCCCCUUAAACUCCCCCAUUAAUCUGCUGGAAGAGGACUCACGUAAAACAAAGGUACUUCAAUCGCUUCUGGACCUCUGUCUGACCGGGUGGAUGAUACAAAGGGGCCAGACCUUAGAGAGCAGGACCAGCUAGCAGGACCAGCUAGCAGGACUCUGAGAUGUGUUU
Messenger RNA from Notolabrus celidotus (New Zealand spotty), 1850 nucleotides. RefSeq names its product sprouty homolog 4 (Drosophila) (gene spry4). Gene Ontology annotation, biological process: negative regulation of Ras protein signal transduction; negative regulation of fibroblast growth factor receptor signaling pathway; animal organ development. Gene Ontology annotation, cellular component: cytosol; membrane. Lineage: Eukaryota; Metazoa; Chordata; Actinopteri; Labriformes; Labridae. The record is from RefSeq and is a predicted model, not a curated record. Bases 445 to 1581 code for a protein of 378 amino acids. The transcript is spliced from 2 exons.